Molecule: messenger RNA, 635 nt
Organism: Cololabis saira (Pacific saury)
Lineage: Eukaryota; Metazoa; Chordata; Actinopteri; Beloniformes; Belonidae
Product: P2X purinoceptor 7-like
Exons: 1
Coding region: 284-631 (115 amino acids)
Biological process (GO): monoatomic ion transport
Cellular component (GO): membrane
Molecular function (GO): ATP binding; purinergic nucleotide receptor activity; monoatomic ion channel activity
Source: RefSeq, a predicted model, not a curated record
GUUGGUUAUAGCUAUUAUUUAUAAUAAUCUUGUUAUAUGAAUGAGUCUAGGAGCACACAUACUUGAAAUAUUAAUCUAUCUCUGUAAAUCUAUUUCCUUGAUCAAUUUCUAGACGGCUUUACAGCAUCUGAGCCAGGAGGAGAGGGAUGUCCUCCUUCAGUCGGUGGUGACUCGUCUUCCAGGGGUGAUGCUGGACAUCCUCGAGUUCCGGCACCAGACACCAGGACCACAUCAUCCAGACACAGGGCAGCCUGCGUGAUGCACCUGCUUGAACUGCCGACGCAUGCCAACACAGUUGGAAAACCUGUGCUGUCGGCAGGCUCCAGACCAGUGUCUGAGCAGGAGUGCCCACCUGGAGCUGUACUGUCUGGAUGAGGGUAUGCUGCGUCUGGUGAGGAUGACGUGGAACGACAUCUUCGCUCUGGAGGACAGUCAAGAAGUGGGCAGUGACAAUCGAGAGUUUCGGUUCGCUGCCUACCGGCAAUUCACCAUCUGGCAACAUGGGCGUCUGGGAGGAGGCAACCGGAGACCAAUACCAAGCUGCUGUGUCCUAAGAAUCAGGGCUAAAUUUCCCGACCCAUUUGGGCAGUACACGGGAUACAAGGAAGCCCCAUUUAGGGUGGCUGACUAAAAGA